UGAAGGUGUUGUAGUAUAUGUGUAUGUUUAUCACUGCUACGCCAUACGUGGCUACAACGUUAGCUUAGCUAUACUAAUGUUGGUCGAGGAGUUGACAGCAUGCGUGUGUUUUCAGACCCGCUUGGGUUCGUUAUAUUAAGGGUUUUAGGACCCUGCAGACACCGGGGAAGGGCGAGGAGCAGGCGGGGUAAAAGGUGAAGUUACCCCCUAACAGAACUGAUCACAGGUCAGUUUUGUAAUGUAUCCAAUGUAGCUUAAGGGUGGAAAAUAGCUUGGAAAACGGACCCAGAGUCAGUUCAAGUCAAAGUAGUACGCGACGCGUUAUACCAGCGACGUAAAAGGACGAACUGAGACGAAUAGAUUUUUGCUAGCAUAUAAAUAGUUCACAUUUAUAUGUUAUUGUAAAGGUUCUCAGGUUAAAAACUAUGAGUAUCCCCUCGGUAAGUCCUUGUGAGCAGCUUAAACGUCCACUCGUCGAUGUUGACGGUGUAUGGGAGAGCAGCGCCCCGCGACUUCUUUGAUGCGGCUCAGCUCACAGGAUCCAGACGUCCGUCAUAAUCCGCAGAGUCAACAACAACAUAUCCAUCCAACUCCGUGUGACCAAACGACCAGACAAGCCUGCGCAGAUCCACAAUGCAAGCGAACCCGACGCGGGGCUUCCUGUGGUCGGACGUUGAGACGAGAACCUUGUUGAACAUCUGGGGGGAGCAGGACAUCCAGACGGCGCUGGAUGGAAACUUCCGCAACAGCUUCGUGUACCGCGACGUUGCCCGGAGGCUUGGAGCGAUGGGGUUUGAGAGGACGCCGGAACAAUGCAGGGUGCGGAUCAAAAGCCUAAAGAGACAGUACCUGCUGGCAAAGGAGGGUAAUUUACGGAAUAACGGCCAGUAUCACAAGAUCUGCAAGUUUUACGACAUCAUGGAGGGGAUACUGAGCAACCGGCCCGUGCUUGACCCCCAGGAGUUCAUAGACGGCGGGGCGGGAGGAGAGGAGGCCGUGGACGGCCUGGAGGAGGAUGGAGAAGAUGCUCACGAUGCGUACUCGGAGAGCACAGGGGAGUGUCCUUAUCCUGCAGAGACUGAAGUGAAGCUAGAAUACCCAACCAUACCCAUCCCUGUUCCUGUUAAAGUGACAGUCGGAAACAGCAGCACUUCAGUACGACCACACAACAGCUGCCAGUCGGGCUCGAGUUUGCCAGCUAGGCCUCCUAAACGACCCAGAAAGAGGCGUGCUAACUUCCCUAUGGAGAAGCUAAUGGAGCAGUUUCUGGAACAAAGCACCCAGGCUGAAGACAGUUUUUACCGAAUGGAGGAGCAGCGCUUGCAGGCGGAAGACCGCCGCAGAGCUGCUGAACACACCAGGGAGCUGCAAAUGCUUCAGAUGCUUGGCCAGAUGUUCUCCAGCAUUUCCUCCACCGGACCCAGCUCUGCUGCCACUCCCUCAAAGACAUCUCCUGCUGCCCAUGCACCUUCUCUCUCCAGCGUCUCCCCGUCAUGCACACGUGGCCAGUCCAGUCAUGUCAAACGCUCUUCGCCCCAGACAGACUGUUUGACCCAACAGAAUCAACUGUUUGACUCAGUUCCCCAAGGAUUAGUUUUGGAGCGCUUCUACAGCUUGGGGGCCACAUCGCACAGAGGCAUGGAGGAUGAUUUCAUCUCACAAGUAAAGAGAACAGUCCCUUCACUGACGUCCAAAAAGCACAAGGGACAAGAUGGACGCAUUGGGAUCAUUGGAGGAUGCCAGGACUAUACUGGAGCUCCAUACUUCGCUGCCAUUUCUGCAUUGAAAGUGGGCGCCGACUUGUCUCAUGUAUUCUGCACCAAAGAUGCUGCAACUGUGAUCAAAUCAUACAGCCCUGAGCUCAUUGUCCAUCCUGUUCUGGACAGUCCUAAUGCAGUUGAAGAGAUUGAAAAGUGGCUGCCAAGACUCCACGGCCUUGUGGUGGGACCAGGUCUAGGGAGAGAAGACUUAUUACUCAAAACAGCUAAGGAGGUGAUAGAGAAGUCUAAAACAAGAGAUAUCCCUAUAGUCAUCGAUGCUGAUGGUUUAUGGCUAGUUACACAGCAACCAUCUGUUAUUCAAGGGUACCAGAAAGGUAUCCUCACACCGAACUACAUGGAGUUCACACGACUGUACGAGGCACUGUACCAUGAACCCAUGGACAGCAGUGAUCAUCAACGCAGUGUCAUGCAGCUCAGUGUAGCCAUGGGCAACCUGACUCUGGUGCUAAAAGGAGAACAGGAUCUAAUAACGGAUGGCAGUAAAGUGAUCUCAUGCAGUGUUGAGGGCAGUGGGAGAAGAUGUGGUGGACAGGGUGACCUCUUGUCUGGAUCUAUGGGUGUGCUGGCACACUGGGCCUAUUCUGCCUCUGCAGCUGGAACAGUCAAAAGUGUGAAUCCAUCUAUGGUUGCAGCAUUCGGGGCCUGUUCACUCACCAGGCAGUGUAACAGACAAGCAUUCCAGAAACACGGCAGGUCGACCACCACCACUGACAUGAUUCAGGAGAUUGGCUCUGCCUUUAAAAAGCUUUUUGAAAGCUGAAAACCUCAAUAUUGUUGUUGAAAUUCAACAACCAAUUACACAAUGUUGCUUUCUUUAAAACUGUUAUCAUAGCCUAUGGUGGGCGGGUUGGUGUUCUUAUGUAGAAUUUAAAUGAAUAUUAUGGGUGUGGAUAAUCCCUUCAAAGACGGUGCUCAAAAUCUGGUGCGAAACGUACACACUGACCCUUGCGAGAAAAAACGUCUUCUGCCUCUCAACUCGCAGUAUCACAGACGACAUCAAAGAGUCACAGUCUGAGAAUUUGGAUCACAGAUAAAGCAGAAAUCUAUAUGAAUUUUAAAAUAAAUAAUUUAAAAAAUA
Solea senegalensis (Senegalese sole) is the source of this 2859-nucleotide messenger RNA. RefSeq names its product NAD(P)HX dehydratase (gene naxd). The transcript has 11 exons. Gene Ontology annotation, molecular function: ATP-dependent NAD(P)H-hydrate dehydratase activity. The record is from RefSeq and is a predicted model, not a curated record. Gene Ontology annotation, biological process: metabolite repair. NCBI's taxonomy places the organism in Eukaryota, Metazoa, Chordata, Actinopteri, Pleuronectiformes, Soleidae. Bases 634 to 2541 code for a protein of 635 amino acids.